This is a messenger RNA of Fusarium keratoplasticum, 2466 nucleotides long. RefSeq lists its product as uncharacterized. The record is from RefSeq and is a predicted model, not a curated record. Bases 1 to 2466 code for a protein of 821 amino acids. Lineage: Eukaryota; Fungi; Ascomycota; Sordariomycetes; Hypocreales; Nectriaceae. The transcript has a single exon.
AUGACACUACCUUUUGUUGAGGUGUCGCACCUGGCAUCGUCGUCGUCCUUCUACUCGGCCAUCCUCGCAACCCUUGGUCUUCGCUUCCUGGCUGCCGACCGCGAACAGACUUCGUCGAUUGGAACCAUCACCUACGGAAUCCCGGGCGGAAAUGCCAAGUCUGGAAGCAAACAGCGCAAAGCCCUAACCGACGGACGUGGUGACGAACAACAGGGCGGCCAGCCAGUGCUGCAGAUCCGCGAGGUUACCCAUCCUUUUGAGCCUGUCAAGCUCUCGACAUUGGUCCUCGCCGCCCCGUCCCCGGCUGCAGUAGUCGAAUUCCACGACGCUGCUCUCACCGCAGAACCGUGGCUGUACAUCGAAAACAAUGAUGACCGAGCCUAUCCCGGCGGUCACAGCCUGAAGCCUCGCUUGGGCCUCGACGGCGGUGAGACCCCAACGCGAGCAACUGUUCGCGACCUUGACGGCAACACCAUCCAGGUCGUCUACAUGCAACCCAUGUCCCCUCGCGACCACUUUGGCCGUGUUCUCGAAUGGACCUACAACGGAUCCACACAUUACUCUCAUUCGCAAAGCACCUAUACUCAUUCGAAAAGUACCUAUACUCGAACUCGCUCCAAGUCCCAUUCCCAUGCCAUCACGGAGGCCCGUUCCUCAUCUUCUAUCUCUAACAAUCAAUCGCCCUUUCAGCCUCGCCAGUCACCCUCCAAACACGGCCCCAACACUGUUACCGCUGCCGAGAUGACUCAACGAGCUGCUGACCGAGACGAGACGGAGCCUGUGUCAGUUUCCCCUCGUCAGAGCUCCAACAACAACGGCCUUAGCACCACUACUGUUGUCGGUGCCCUCCUGGGCGUCGCUGCAGGUGCAGCCCUUACUUACGGCUUUGUGAGCAACGCGGCCAAGGAACGAGAACGCAAACCCCGACAGGAUUUCGAGCCUCCCAAUCUGCCACGCCGUUCUACCUUUCCCGAAAAGGCACCAUCGGUUCACAAAAUGCACCAGGAAGAACGCCGAACGGUAUACGGCGAUUACCCUCCAAGGACGUCUCUUCGUGGCGGCGAGUACCCUCAAAAGGCCCUCCCAUCCCGGGCAGCCAGCGCCUACGAGGGCAUGCCAUACCCAGACGGAUACCCUUUCCGGCAACCCAGGUAUAAAGAAGACUAUGCACCCCGAAAGAUGUCUCAUCCGGAUGAUUAUCCACCAAGGAGGCUUGGUUACAUCGAAGACGAGAGCAGCGAGGAGUCUGAAGACGAGCGGCCCCCUCCUGUGCAGUAUCUGACAGAAUAUCCUCAUGAAGAAAACCCCUGGGCCGAGCCUUCCCGCGCCAGGAGCAGGAGCAGAGCCCGAAGUGUCGCCAAGAGUACCGCCAGGAGUGUCGCCGCAAAGAGCACUGCUGCGAAGAGCACUACCGCAAAGAGCACCGCCAGGAGUGUUGCUCAUUCUCGGGCCCGGUCCCCAAGCCGGGCUCCAGAUGAGGAGGAAUACGAGACGCGCAGCCGACACCCAUCGAGGCGUCCCUCAGUUGAAGAGGUUGACGAGGUUUAUGAGAGUCGCACUCGUCGUUCAUCCAGAGCUCCCCAUGACGAUGGAUUUGAUAGACGGAGUCGACGUGCGUCACGACCUCCCCCCGAUGAUGGCUUUGACACUCGAAGCCGACGUUCAUCACGACCUCCCCCCGACGAUGGUUUUGAGACACGAACUCGUCGGUCCUCGAGACCCCCUGUGACAGAAAAGGCGCGGAGCGUCCGUAGCCGCAGCGAAGCGCCUACCAGCCGCAAGUCGGUCGUGCUGGCUGAUGAUCACCGCAGCCAUGCGGGGUCUCGUCACAGCGGCGUGCCCAAGUCGUCGCACUCACGCUCCCGUCGAGCAACGUAUGACGACGAGCGCAGCUAUGUCUCUGCCCGGUCACGUCCAUCCUCACGAGCGCCUCGACGAGGUCAUCGACCCGAGGUCGAGACGGAGAUUCCCGAGGCACCCGAAGUGCCUGAGGCGCCUGAAGUGCCACGACCUUUCGACCGGCCCAUGCCACGAGCUCCUGACUACACGACCACUAGAGUUCCCGACCCUUACCAAGUACCACGAGGUCGUAUUAUUCAUGAACAUUCACGAUAUCCUCUCGCUGAUGAGGCACCACGAGCUCACAAGGUUUACGAAGUUCCUGAAGUUCCUGAGGUCCCUGAGGUCCCCGAGAUCCCCGAGAUUCCUGAGAUCCCAGAUAUCAUGCCGAGGAGUCGGGCAGCCAGCAAAUACGGUGUGCCCCGGAUGGCCACGGGGCGCGAAUACCCUAAUACGGGCUAUUCAAGCAAGGCCCAGAGCUACAUGUCCGCCAAGGACAUUGCUCUCCCCAUGAGCGGCGUGGGCAGCAGCCAUGCAGCAUGGGAAGAUGACGUCGUCAGCGUUGCUCCGAGUGACAGCAUCAGCUGCAUCGGAAGCAAGAUGAGCCGACGCCGCAAAGUACGAUAA